AUGGCUCGUCCUGUUCUCCCGUUUCGGGAUAUCAAUUUACAUGCGUCAUCCUCCCACUAUGCCUUUACUUCGCCCUCAUCACGACAGGCACCCACUCUGGUAGUCGACCGACCAACCGGUGAUUUGCGCUUGAGCGAUGGCCCCCUUCCUGGGGCCAAGCGCAUUUCCAGUAUUGCUGGCAUUUUGGGAAUUCUGAAAUUGAAGCUUGAUAAAUACAUUAUUGUUAUCACCAAAGCCCAGCCCAUGGGACGAUUGCGCGGUCAUAUGGUUUACAAGGUUGCUGGAACGGAAUUCCUCCCUAUGCGAGAACGACCGCUGCAUGAUACCGACGAAGAUGCUUAUCUUACCCUGGUCAAAGACUUGCUUCGGAGGGGACCUAUGUACUUCUCGUACUCGUUGGAUAUUACGAACAACUUCCAACGACAGGCGCAAAAUCCUCCCGAUGUUCCGAUGUGGAAGGGUGCAGACGACCGCUUCUUCUGGAAUCGUUUCAUUCAAUCAGAUUUGAUCGACUUCAGCUUGGGACACAACGACACCAGUGGAAUUCGUUAUGGUCCCCAGCCAGGUGCCGACCCUUACAUUUUGCCAGUGAUGUUUGGCAUGAUGCGCAUUACUCCCGCCCGAGUCAAGUCGACUUCGUUCACUUUCGCGCUCAUCACCCGGCGAUCUAGACACAGAGCCGGAACGAGAUACUUCUCCCGAGGAAUCGACGAGGAAGGUCAUGUCGGAAACUACAAUGAAACUGAGCAGAUAGUGAUCUUGAAUGACUCGACUGGUGGACUAUCUGGAUUUGGCGGAGGUCAAUCAAUGACUAGUGGCAAAGCCGGGCAAGACCUUCAAGUGUACUCUUUUGUGCAGACUCGAGGCAGUGUUCCCGUGUUCUGGGCCGAAGUUAAUGAUUUGAAGUACACACCAAAACUUCAGGUUCGCGGUGUUGAAACUUCUGUUGAAGCUGCGCGGAAGCAUUUCAGCGAACAGAUUCGCAUCUAUGGAGAGAACUAUUUGGUCAAUCUUGUCAACCAGAAGGGUAGGGAGGAGAAUGUCAAACGGGCAUAUGAGCAGCUGAUCCGCACAUUAGUCACAUCCUCGUCCGAAAGAACAGAGGCUGAUGCACAUACCUCGGAAAAGAUGCAUGUCUUGGAGCCGGGAUCUAGGCAGAAAGAGAUGGAUCGCCUGCACUAUGUGUAUUUUGAUUUCCACAACGAGACUAAGGGCCUCAAGUGGCAUCGUGCUGAGUUACUCAUGGGCCGUCUCAACGACGGACUGAACCAGGGCGGUUACUUCCGUGGAGUGGAGAGUCCUGGUGCCCCUGGUGGGCAGCUGGACACUCGUUCUACACAAACGAGUGUCGUCCGAACAAAUUGCAUGGAUUGUUUAGAUCGUACCAACGUGGUACAAAGCAUGCUCGGGCGUUGGGCGGUCACGCGACAGCUCAUAGAUGCAGGCGUUCUUCGUACCGGAGAAACUGCCAACGAUGACCGGGAGUUUGAAGACCUAUUCCGGAACAUUUGGGCAGACAAUGCAGAUGUUGUCUCCAAGACCUAUUCUGGCACUGGUGCGCUGAAGACUGAUUUCACUCGGACUGGCAAACGUACACGUGCCGGUAUGCUGCAAGAUUUGAACAAUUCUAUCGCUCGAUAUGUACGCAACAACUUUAUGGACGGGCCUCGUCAAGACGGAUUUGACGUGUUUUUGGGCACAUAUCUUCCAUCGAACUCGACAUUCGCCAACAUUCAGCUCUUCUUUGACCAACGCCCUCUGGUUAUCCAGUCUAUCCCAUAUGUCCUCGCUGCUAGUGUAUUCAUGAUUCUGGUAGCACUUUUCACAAGAAGGCUGCCUGACGCUACUGUCUGGCCCCUUCGUUUGUUCAUGAUUUUCUGGUUGCUAGUGGCUACUUAUUGCUUCCGUUUUGUCCACGGGCAUGGCAUGCUCUAUGUUAAUUGGCCGAAGCUGAACACACCAAUUGCUGGCGCCGAGGGAUACCAGGACGCUCUUAUUAAAGCACGCUCCGAUCCCAUAAUUGGCAAAUGGCUUCCUGCCAGACGACACCAGCGUGGUAUCAGCAAUGCUCGUCUUGUUUUCCUGGAAGAAGGAAAGACAAGGAUCGAAUAA
This is a messenger RNA of Penicillium paradoxum, 2112 nucleotides long. Its product is annotated as putative phosphoinositide phosphatase (Sac1). Gene Ontology annotation, molecular function: phosphatidylinositol-4-phosphate phosphatase activity. Bases 1 to 2112 code for a protein of 703 amino acids. The transcript has 3 exons. The record is from RefSeq and is a predicted model, not a curated record. Lineage: Eukaryota; Fungi; Ascomycota; Eurotiomycetes; Eurotiales; Aspergillaceae. Gene Ontology annotation, cellular component: endoplasmic reticulum. Gene Ontology annotation, biological process: phosphatidylinositol dephosphorylation.